Labeo rohita (rohu) is the source of this 2502-nucleotide messenger RNA. It is a transcript of the gene dek, whose product is annotated as DEK proto-oncogene. The coding region runs from base 145 to 1539 and encodes 464 amino acids. Gene Ontology annotation, biological process: chromatin organization; regulation of double-strand break repair. The record is from RefSeq and is a predicted model, not a curated record. NCBI's taxonomy places the organism in Eukaryota, Metazoa, Chordata, Actinopteri, Cypriniformes, Cyprinidae. Gene Ontology annotation, cellular component: nucleus. The transcript is spliced from 11 exons. Gene Ontology annotation, molecular function: DNA binding; histone binding.
AUGUAUAAGUAAAAGUUUAUUCUGUUCUCUCACGUUUGAGCAUGUAAUUUACGUUUUCCACCGUUUCCAUGUAGUUUACCUUAUCUUGAACGUACUUUCGUAGCCUGUUAGCAUGCAGAAGGGUGCAACUGAGAAAUUCCGAUCAUGAGUGAAGAAAUGGAAGCUGUCAAGACAGAGGAUGUUCCUUUGGAUGAAAAUUCAAUAAAAGAAGACGAGGAGGAGGAGGAGGAGGAGAAUAAGAAGAAGAAAAAGAAGAAUAAGGGCUCUGUAAGAGAUGAUACAGAGCAGGAUGAAUCAGAAGAACCUAAACCUAAAAUCAGAUCUAAACCCAAAUUGUUCGAACCUGAAAUUCUAGAAGGAAAACGGGAGAAAAAAAUCAUCCAGAGACUUGAUUUGAUGAGUAAACCGAAGGAAAAGCCAAAGAUUGAGAGCACAGGAAGAGGUGCCAAACUGGGAGACAUUGCACGAAUUAAUCACUGCAUUGGAAAGCUUAAAGCGCCUAUGCUCAAACCGCUGCACAAGAUUGUUUAUGAUCGACCGGGAGCUGCGUCAACACUGCGGAAAAAUCUUCGGCUGUUUAAUGGGUUUUCUUUUGGGGAGGACAGUGACCUUUACAAUAAAAAAAUGGAGAAGGUGAAAAGGCUUCACAAAGAACAACUCAGAACCAUUUGUCAGACUCUUGAUCUGGAGAGGUCUGGAACGCAAGUUGUUCUUUCAGAGAGGAUAAUGAAAUUUCUUAUACGUCCGACAAACUCAGGAAAGCCUGUCCUAAAGAAGAAAAAGAAGACAACCAAAGAUUCCAAAAGAGAAAAGUCUUCAUCCAAAAGUAAAAAGCCACAGAAAAAAGUAGAAAGCGGGAAGUCCAAACCAAUCGUCACUGAUUCUAGUAGUGAUGAUGAUGAUGACGACGAUGACGAAGAGGGUAAAGAAAACAGCAAGGACACUGAGAAGUCUACAAUAGCAAGUCAGGAAAAUAAAGACAGUGAAGAUAAAUCUUCUGAUAAAGAGGAUGAAGAAGAAGAAGAAGAAGAUGAGGAGGAGGAGGAGGAGGAUGCUCCUGAAGAGGACAGCAAGGAAGAAGAAAAAACUCCUCCUCAGAAGAAAUCUUCAACCAAGAAGUCUACAAAGAAAUCUGGAAAGUCAGAACAGACUGCAUCAGACGAAAGUGACCAAGACGUUCAUGAAGACAAGAAUGCAAAAAAGACAAAAAAGCCUGCAGCAAAGAGGAAAGCACCUGCAAAGCCUGUCCCUAAAACCAAGAAAGCUGACAGCAGCAGCAACCGAGGGAAAAAGAAAGCAAGCAAGAGCAAAGAUGAAAGUGAAAGCUCUGACGAUGAUCAGCCGUUGAUCAAGAUGAUUAAGAAACCACCAACUGAGGAACAGUUGAAGGAAGCAAUCAAGGAUCUUUUAAAAGAUGCCAACUUGGAGGAAGUUACAAUGAAGCAGAUUACCCGACAAGUUUAUGACAAGUAUCCUGACUUCGAUCUGACCAGCAGAAAGGAAUUCAUCCGGGAGACAGUUAAAGGUUUGAUAUCAUGAAGUGAAGAAAAUGCCUUAUUUAAAAGGACAGCGAGGAUGAAGAUCGUGUAGAAAACUCGAUUUUCAUUACACUGUUCACUGUUGUGUAGUUUUAUUUUUAUUUUAUAUGAGGUUUCUCAACUUUUCAGCAAAUUCUGCUUUUUGUAUUUUAAAGUAUUUUCUAAAAUUUAAAUUUUCAUGUUUGAAAGUGAGUGAUCUGGAUGCUUUUGGUUGAAAUAUGGCACAUUUUUAAAGUGACCCAUUAUCCCCUUAUUUUAAAUGGCACAGCUAUACAUAGUCACUAUAUUGCAUUUUGACAGUCAUAAUUUAAUGUGUUGGCCGUGUCGGUAAGCCCACAAGUUGCCACGGCCUGCAGCUGCAUUACCACUGACAUGUUGCCAAGAUGUUGUAUGCAAUAUUUAGGAAGAUUUCAUUUUUUGAUUGGUCUCACCUGUUAUUAGUGCCGAGUUUUAUUUCUGCGGUCACAAAUGUUGGAUGCAAAAAAGAAACUUAUUUGUAAUUAAUUUUUUGACCUGUUAUUGUAUUUCAACAAAACAUUUGGCAGUGUCAACUUCCAUUUCAGUGUUGCGCUAAUUUGGAUUUUUAAUACUAAUUUGUAAAAAGCAAAAAGCGUAAUUUUUUUUUUUUUUUUUUUUUAACUCCGUUUUACUCUAAUUUCCAUAAGAGUUUUGUAAAUAUGCUUUAUAUGUCCAUUUUUCUUUCUUAUAUUUGUAAUACAAGUCAUAAGGAACAAACGUAUCUUAAAUCUGAGAUGUUACUCAUACCUGCAGGUCAGUGUUGUAGAUUAGGUUCUCUGGUAAGACAUGAAUUAUGAGUUAAGGUUGAUCUGUUGUAUGCACUGACCUCAGUAACCAGUUUAUCAGUUAUCAGUCAUAUUGCUCAGUUAUGAAUCACAAAAUCUACAAAACAGAAAUGGAGAUGUGUGUUUAUUUUGUAAUAAAUUGAUUUUUCAUAGAAAAAUAA